Messenger RNA from Symbiodinium sp. CCMP2592, 5468 nucleotides. The record is from the annotation of a GenBank genome assembly. NCBI's taxonomy places the organism in Eukaryota, Dinophyceae, Suessiales, Symbiodiniaceae.
GUUCGCCUGAGGCAGGUGAGGGAAUGGAUGGUCACGUCUUUGGCAUGAGUGCUAGGCCUUCUGAUGCUGGGAGCGGUGUGAAGUGCAACCGUUGUGGCAAGAAGGGGCAUCAAGUGAAUCAGUGCACGGCAGACCUUUCCAAGGUUAAGUGCUUCAAGUGCGGAGAGAUGGGCCACAUAUCUUUGAACUGUGCCAAGGGCAAGCAGGGUGAUGUUUCUCAGUCAAGUGCGAGGCCUAAGGGUUCUGAUGGCAAAGGUGCUGCUGCGGCCAAGGGUCAAGAAACGGGGGUUUGGUGGUACACAGAUGCUGAUGAAUCUUUUUACACCGAGGAAGGUGAUGAGCAAGAAGCACAGCAGGUGGACUCCACUCUUGUGUUAUCUUGUGUCAUUGAGUUAACUGAUGAGCCCAAUACGCGUUUUGAAGCUGUCCUUGAAGACAGCGAGUCGGUGUCUGUUGUGCUCCAAGAGCAGUUGUGUCAACCAUUGUUGCAGUCGUUGGGUCAAUCGCUUGGAACUGAGUUUUGGCUGCUUGACUCAGGUGCGUCAUGCUGUGUUAUCAACCACGUGACUUUGAAGACGCUUCCGCAUGAUGAGUUGACUGCAUGUGGUUCGACGUUUAUGGCUGCGAAUGGGACUCCUGUUCCCUUUGAUGGUCGUUGCCAUGUUGUGCUAAAGGUUCGCACAAAGGAUUCAAGUGGAGCUACUAAGAAUGGUGUCUGCAAGAUUCCUGUGAUGGUGGGUGACACUCCUUACAAUAUCCUGUCAACGCGAACUCUUGGAAGGCAUGGUUGGCGUGUUGUCUUGGAUGAAGGCGUUUCUGUGUGUCAUGUGAAGUCGGGUGUUGAUAUGAUUGAUACCUGUAUUUGGUGUGACACGCCUUGGAUCCGCGUGAUUCCUCAUUCAGAAGGUGAUCUCUUGUUGCCGUCGGAUGCCUCAGUUGAUCCUGCUCCAAUUUCCUCGAUUGGACAUGUUGCAGUUGUUUCGCAGAAGACCAAGGGAGAUCUUGAAAUUCACAGAGCAAAGGGCCACAUGCCCUUCCAUCCUGAUUGCGAGCAUUGUCUGAAGUCCCGAGGUGUUACCCAACACAGGCGAAAGUCUGAGCGCGGAGUUGAAACAGAGAUUGUUGCAGAUUUUACGUUUCUGGACUCUUCUGGAGAGAUGAUCAGCGUGGCUGAGCGCCAGACAAGUAGCUCUUUCAAGGUCCUCGUCCUUCGUGAGGCCUUUUCUUCUUCUAUUGGGGCUGUGAUGAUAACUGAGAACAUUGCAAAAGACAGAGGUCUUCUUUUGAAGUGGCUUGCUGAGUUUGGGAUGUCGUCCUCACAAGCAAGCAUUGUGCUUUUGACAGAUUCCGAAGAAGCGGUGAAGUCGUUUGUUGCAGGUGCGUCGGAUAAGUACAUUUUUAUGGUGCGCAAGGCUGCGCCACAGGCUCAUGAACAGCUUGGUGGUGCGGAAAGGACAGUCCGGGUCCUUAAAGAAGGGCUAGCUACCUUGCAAAGUGAUUUUCAGUCGCUUGGUUGCGUUUUGUCGUUUCGGAGAGACUUGCUGCAGCUUGCACUUUCUUACCUGUGCAUGAGUGUGAAUGCGAAUGGCAAAGCUUUUGGCGGUGAACGCUCUCCAAAGGAGGUUGCAGUUGGUCGAAGGUUGCCAGAUACCCCUUUUGCGUUGUUUGGGUCCAAGGUGCUUGCUGAGGUCUUGACGCCAAAGGUGUUUGUUGCCAAGUCGAUCAAGCUUGUGUUUCCGAUUGAGCUUGUCUUCGAGUCGGGGAUGUUUGAAGUUUUGCGUCGUCGUGGUGAGCUUGGGCCUGAGAGGCCAGAUCAUCCAGUUGCGCCUCGGAUUCUUCCGAGUUCCCAGGGUGCCUCUUUGAAGUGUCCUGUUUCCGGUCCGCCAAAGGAGUUUUUUGAGAGGUAUGGGUUCUCAGGUGAGUGCCGAGCGUGUUCUAACAUGGCACAAUUUGGGUCUAGGAAGGGCUCUUCUCACGGUCGGGCUUGCUGUUUGAGAUAUGAAGCGUGGUUGCGGUCGCAAGUUGCAACAGAUGACAGCAUGGACGUUGAAGUGCCUGUGGCUUCGGAUGCAGAGGCUAUGCGUGAAGCUCUUUCUGAGCUAGCCGAGGAUGAGUCGAGGCAAGACCGAGCUGUGGAGGAGGCUCAGGGUUCUCCUUUGCCUCCCCCGGCCAGUGGGGACGCUGCUUCGUCUGAGGCUCCAGCGAGGAUUGUGAGCGAGGCGGCCCCUAGUGGUCGUGUUUUCACGCGUGGUUGUCCUGCGUGCGAGUCUGGCAUGAAUGCUCCUGGCAUUCGUCACAAUGCUGAUUGCAAGCGAAGGAACCAACAUCUGAGUGUUAGAUUUUAUGUUUCUGGGGAGCCCGAUGAUGACGAAGCUUCAUCCAGGCGUCUGCCUGAAAAUCUUGAAGGAGCUGCUGCUCCUGAGUCUGAGGGCAUUGGGGCUCUUGAUGAGGACACUGAGAUGCCGUUUGCCGAUCCAGUGUUGACUGGAAGUGAAGGCGGAGGCAGCCUAGAGGCUGAAGAAGUGCUUCGUGGAAGCAGUGCUGUGAAACGCUCCUCUGAAGUCCCGUUGGAAGAUCUGGAGCGUGAGAUCAGGCAGGACCAAGAAAGGGUUGCUUCAGUUAUGGUUACCUUCCACAAUUGCGAAACAGGGAAUGAUGUUCACAUGCCUCUUGCGAGUUUUGUUGAGCAGGCGUUCCAGGUUUCCAAUUAUGUCCCUUUGCUUUCAGGGCUUGUGGAUUCGGUUCAGUUCGCCCCGAACUCUACGAGUGUUGUUUUGCCGUUUGGGAAAAGGUCGCAUUUGAGACUUUGGAAGCCUAGUUCCGCUGUUGAUGACUCUACCUUGGGUGAGCUUUCAGGAGAUCAGGUCAUGGAAGGCAUGGUCAAAGAAGUCAACAAUUUGAGUCACAUGGAAACUGGGGAUCUGUUGACUGCUUCAGAACUUCAGAGUCUUGAGAAGAGGUUCCCAGGUACCUUGAAGGUCAUCCCUAGUCGUUGGGUCACGACGCAGAAAACACCAACUACUGUGCGAGCUAGGAUUGUCAUCAAGGAUAUUGCUGGCAAGAACUCAGAGUCUGCAAGGGCUUUGGGCAUUUCAAGUCCUACUCCUAGUGCCGAUGCUUUGUUCACGGUUCUUGGGGUUGCAGGUUGCAGAGAUUGCGUGAUUGCGAGCGCUGAUGUAUCUCACGCUUUCAUGGCUACGCCUUUGAGGGAAAGGGAUGUGGUUAUGAGGUUUCCUCUGUCAGUGUCUUCGGUUUCGGGGGAUCCUUUGUAUCUUCACCUCAACAAAGCCCUCAAUGGGCUACGCAAGGCUUCGCAAGAAUGGAUUUACUUCGUAGGGGAGACUGUGAAGGUUUUGGGGCUUCAAAGUUGCAGCUUAGAGCCGUGUCUGUUUUCAGGCAUGCUUGAGUCAGGUCCCUGUUUGCUGUUGGUCUAUGUGGAUGAUUUUCUGUGCAUUGCGCCAACAAAGGAGGAUGUAGAUCACAUCUUUGGAGUGAUUGAGGAGAAAGUUGAACUCAAGAGAACUGGGUUGAUCAAUUCUUCCAAGGAUGGCGGUGGCACUUUGCGGUUCAUUGGUAGGGUUAUCUCCAGGAGAAAGGGGGAGUCCUCUAUCACAGUGUCUUUGCCAGAAGAUUAUUUGGAUGAGACCUUCAAGGCUUAUGGUCUUUCGGGAAAAGGUUCCUCAAGUCCCCCAGAUGUAGCGGUUCAUGUUGAGAAGCUAGAUGGGGUUCCAUUGUCUCCUGAGGCGUAUGCCAGGUUCAGGUCUGCGUUGGGGAAAGUAGCUUGGAUGACGCAGACUCGUCAGGACUUGCGUGCUUAUGUGUCAAUCUUGGCAACGCAGCAAGCCACACCCACGAAUCAUACUGAGCAUGGUCUCCGAGCCUUGCUUCGAUUUCUGAAGAACGACAUGUGCGUGGUUGUGCGGUUGCCUGCUGCGAGUGAUGUGUUGGCUCCCUCGCAACACUACCAAGGAAAGAGGCACCUUGUGUGUUUCUCUGACGCAUCGCAUGCGCCUUUGAGGUGCACGAAGCGCCGUGGAAUCAGUGGAGGAGUGUUGACACUUGAUGGCUGCGUGAUAAAGACUUUGUGUCGUCACCAACAGCUUGUGUCGCUGUCGUCUAUGGAGUCAGAGCUGUUUGCGUUGCAGUCGGUUGCUCAAGAAAUGUCGAGUCUUGGAAAGUUCAUGGCAAGGGUCUUCAUGUCGUUUCGAGAAAGCGAGGAAGUUGAAUUGCCUGGGGUACUUUACAGUGACUCAGAAAGCGCUUUGAAGCUUCUUCGCAAUUUGGACACACCCAGGCAAAGCAGACAUCUUGAGAUAAGAGUCGAGUGGCUUAAAGCUCGUGUCGCAGCGGGUUCUUUGGUCCUUGCGUUUAAGAAGGGAAUCGAAAAUCCGUCAGACCUCUUGACUAAAUGUUUGGGGUCCUCGGCUUUCGGGAUACAUCGCGAAGCGUUGGGCUUUGAGUCGCUGUCGGGACCACUUGCGUCUUUGUGCAAUCAUGAGAAGAGAUUGGUGAUGGUUGAAGUGUGCUGUCGACCGCAGUCGAGUGUUCAAGGUGCAUGUCGCAGAGUCGGGAUGAGUUACGUUGGCGUGACUGAGAACAUGCAGAGUGACAGCGUGUUCAAAGAGGUGCGUCGAUAUCUUCUGAACUUUGCGUGUGACUGCGUGUUUGUGCAUGUGUCCACGCCUUGCUCUUCUGGAUCUUACUUGCGUCGGUUCUCUGGCGGGAGCUCGUCGAAGUCGGUGCUGAAGAAGGCAGGCCACACGUUCGAUGUGCCGGUGAGGUUGGGUGGACCGAAACAGGUUUUUACACUCCGAAACUCGCUGAUGCGAUUGUUCGAGGUGCGAACUCGUGCUGCCAUGGUUCUCACGACCGAUGAGCGCAGGGAGCUGCGCCGUUUGCUGGAUAAGAUGGAUUCUGCAGAUGGCUUGGCUUCGACUGCCAAUACUUCUAUGACCGAUGGGACCAAGCGUCUCAGAGAUGUGGGUGGAUAUCCAGAGGAUGGGUCUACUGCAUCAGGUUCUGCUUGCGGUGCCCAGCUGCCGAUUUCAAAGGGAAGCGCAAAGGGUGUCGUGAGCACGCCCAAGUGUUAUGAAGACCUCGUCGAUGCCUUCGAGGGGGAAGAGUUUGGGGAGAGUGACAAUGUGAUUGUCGUGAGCUAUGCGGGUACUGAGAUCACCUCGGUGCCACUUCCGAGUGAUCUCUCCGUGGAGGAUUGGGGUCGAACAAUCUGCGACCUGCCAAAGGUCCAGAAGAAUAAGACUUGGUUUAAGAAGUCCUAUGCGGCCUUGGUCAAGCUAUCCAAGGAGGAUAGCGACCUUGCAAGCUAUCUCAAUUGGGUCAAGGAGAAAUUUGGUCGCAGUUACGAUCCGACGACCCCAUCCAGUCAAGCCUCGGACCUUGCGGGGUAUUUGAUGAGGAUUGGUUUUUCAAAGCAGAAGGGAUUCCAGCGCAAACUGGCGGAGGAGUGA